Molecule: messenger RNA, 2613 nt
Organism: Spea bombifrons (plains spadefoot toad)
Lineage: Eukaryota; Metazoa; Chordata; Amphibia; Anura; Pelobatidae
Product: rho-related BTB domain-containing protein 2-like
Exons: 10
Coding region: 151-2202 (683 amino acids)
Biological process (GO): small GTPase-mediated signal transduction
Molecular function (GO): GTP binding; GTPase activity; protein binding
Source: RefSeq, a predicted model, not a curated record
UCGGGUAGCGGGGUCGCGUCUGCUGGAGACUCGUAGUGUGUGCGGGGCCCGCGGGGUGAUCGAGGCCGGGGCCACAGCCUGGACUCCUGGGGGAGGAUGCGAAAGAGGAGGAAGAGAAGACAGCGAGGGGGCCGGGAGAGCGUGGUAUAAAUGGACGUGGACGUGGACUAUGAGAGGCCCAACGUGGAGACCAUAAAGUGUGUGGUGGUCGGAGACAACGCGGUGGGGAAGACGCGGCUCAUCUGCGCCCGAGCCUGCAAUGCCACCCUCACCCAGUACCAGCUGCUCGCCACCCACGUGCCCACCGUCUGGGCCAUCGACCAGUACCGGGUGUGUCAGGAGGUUCUGGAGCGCUCUCGCGACGUGGUGGACGAGGUGAGCGUCUCGCUGCGUCUCUGGGACACGUUCGGAGACCACCACAAGGACAGGAGGUUUGCGUACGGCAGGUCGGACGUGGUGGUUCUGUGCUUCUCUCUGGCCAAUCCCUACUCGCUGCGCCACGUCCAGAGCAUGUGGUUCCCGGAGAUCAAGCACUUCUGCCCCCGCACGCCCGUGGUGCUGGUCGGCUGCCAGCUGGACCUCCGAUACGCCGAUCUGGAUGCCGUGAAUCGCGCCCGGCGCCCGCUGGCCAAGCCCAUCAAACCCACAGACAUCCUGUCUCCGGAGACCGGUCAUGAAGUGGCCAAAGAGCUGGGGGUCCCUUACUACGAGACCAGCGUGGUGGCGCAGUUUGGGGUGAAGGACGUCUUUGAUAACGCCAUCCGGGCGGCACUCAUUUCACGGAGACACCUGCAGUUCUGGAAGUCCCACCUGAAGAAAGUCCAGCGCCCUUUGCUGCAAGCUCCUUUUCUGCCUCCCAAGCCACCUCCGCCCAUCAUCCACGCAGCGGAGCCACCGCAGAGCAACGGGCAGGGCCCAGCUGCCCUCUUCUCCACCCCGCUGUGCGCGGACGUCGUGUUCCAGCUCCACGCCGGCGAGAAGGUCUUUGCGCAUAAAGUCUACUUGGCCACGGCCUGCUCCAAGUUCUAUGACCUCUUCACGCUGGAUCUUCAUGAGAAGAAGGGAAGUCCCCACAGUGACGGCUUCCCGCUCAGGAUUGGGGGUAUCGAGGCGGCUGGCAGCACCAGGAGACACGAUGCCCCUUCCGGGGCUCUGCGGACCUCAUGGAGCGACCACGUGCAGAACAGUCUGGGAAGAGUCCAUCUGGGUUGGGGCAGGGAACUCAGCGAUUGGGGCCGAGGCUUUAUCGGUGUCUGCGUGGAUAUGGUGGAGGACCCCGUCACAAGGCGUGAAAGGCCGAUGAUGGCCGUCCGGAUGGAGGCGCUGGUCCAGCUGGAGCCACUGCGGGCGGUUCUGGAGUACCUGUACACCGGCCACCUGGAUCAGAGCCGGACGGACCUCAUGCAGGUGGCUACCAUCGCUGAGGCGCUGGAGGUUUUCGACCUGAGGAUGAUGGUGUCAAACAUUCUGAACAAGGAGGCCUUCAUGAACCAGGAGAUUACCAAAGCCUUCCAUGUGCGGAGAGCCAACCGCAUCAGGGAGUGUCUGAGCCGGGGGCUCUUCUCAGACGUUGUCUUUGCGUUGGAUGAUGGCUCCGUUCUGGCCCACAAGCCUCUGUUAAUCGCAAACUGUGACUGGAUGGUGGCCAUGUUCCGCGGCACCUUCAGGGAGAGCUUCACAUCGGAGGUCUCCCUCCCCGGCACCUCCACCUCCUGCUUCCGGGCUGUUCUCGAGUACCUGUACCUGGGCCAGUUCUGCCCCUCGCCUGCUCUGGACUCUAUGGAGCUUUUAGUGCUGACCAACCGCUUGUGCCUCCCUCACCUGCAGGCGCUGACUGAGCAGCACGCGGUGGACGAGCUCCUGGCCGCCUCUGUCCAGGGGGUGGAGAUUGAUGGGCAGGUUCUGCUUCACCUGGAGGUCGCGCAGUUCCAUAACGCCAAGCAGCUGGCCAGCUGGUGUCUGCACUUUAUCUCCACCAACUACAACUCCGUGUGCCGAAAAUUCCCCCGCGAGAUGAAGUACAUGUCGCCAGAGAAUAAGGGACACUUUGAGCGCUGCCGCUGGCCCCCGGUGUGGUACCUGAAAGAGGAGGAUCGCUACCUGCGCUGCCGGAAGGAGCGAGAGCGCGAGGAAGAGAUUGUCCGCAAGCAGCUCAGCAAAAGCAAAUGGUGUUUCUGGCGCCCCUCCUCCUCCGUGUCCUGAGUCGACGCACACUCACUCCAUGCCUUCCACGCGUGGCCACAACCACCGGCUAUCACCGCGCUGUAGCAGCCUCUCUGCAGAUACCCCUCUGAUACAGAACAUGUUUUAAGUACCUGCCCCCUGUCGUGCACUCGGCUCGGGGCAGGGAAGGUGUCAUUUGCUCCUGACAGCGUAAUUACCCAUCUGAGCUGCAAUGUCAUUAGUUAUUGUUUGCCCCGAAACCUGCCCCCUACACCGACAUAAUCUCACGGGCAAUGAGAGGGGGUAGAACUUGGUAAACUGCAGAGGGGCCCCGGGAUCCCACAGCUGGAUCGUGAGGUUUAAUGCCCUUUGUCUCCCGGUUCUGUCCAGACGCAGGGUCUGCUGCCCCUCCAGGCCGAAUAGGAGGGUGUUAUACUCGUUACUAUUCUA